Cuscuta epithymum is the source of this 1296-nucleotide messenger RNA. The record is from the annotation of a GenBank genome assembly. NCBI's taxonomy places the organism in Eukaryota, Viridiplantae, Streptophyta, Magnoliopsida, Solanales, Convolvulaceae.
UGCAAAACAAGCUGUAUAUUUUUUUUACAAAGCUUUCUCCAGAACCCCGCUCUGAGAUUCAUUUUGACCUACCAAGCUUUCAUCUUCCCUCUGAAAUUUUACCUUCAGUUCUUUCAUUGAUACUACUGAAAAUCAGUUAUAUCAGUCAAUAUCAUGGCUGCAAGUUUUGCCAAGAGACAGACCACCAGGUUUUUAGGACCUCUUCUUUCUUCAUCUCUGCCUCAUCUCUCCACCAGGAAUGGAGUUCCGGGAAGCACCAGAAUCUCACCUCUCCUCACCCAAUUCGUCGAUUCCGACUCAGUCAAGUCUCCACCCUCUUCACCCAUCCAAAAACUCAACUUCCCAGAUUCCUUUACUAACAGAUUUGGCCCCCAAUUUAGCUCCUAUCCCAAUAUAUACCAAAAAUUUCUUCUGAAACCCAAAAGCUCUGAUCUCAGUGAUCUGCUUCUGUCAACGAACGGCCAAAGGGUCGUAUUCUCAAGUUCUUCGGGGCAGUCAAGAUGCAGCUGUGAGAAAUGCCAGACCAGCGACGAGUCAAAGAGCCCGGAGAUCUGUGGGACCACCUUCGACCGAGACGAAUCCGAGCUGGCCGAGACCCGAGAGGUUGUUGAGAAGAUGAUGAAGAGUAUCGCUUCACUGAGUAAGGCAAUGAGUUUUCUCUGCGUCAUUCCGAUGGGUUUGGGUGGUUGGUUUAUGAUUGGCUCGGGGUGUUCUUUCAUGCCUGAUAUUUUGCUGCCGACCUUCUUGGCCUCUGGGCUCUCGGUUCAAAUGGCUUUCGUGAUGAUAAGGUCGCUGGAACCAAUACUGUUGUUCCAGAGAAUGGAGGCGCUGGGGAGGCUGCAUACUACGACUAUGAGCAUAGAGAUUGCCAUGCAAAUGAACUUGUUCUUUUCUCGCCUCCAUGUUUGUUUUCUUUCUUGCAUUGUUGUUGCUUCUGUUGGUUUGGUCUAUCUUGUUUUCAUUAAAUAAAUUGAAUUUAUGGACAAAAAUCCCGGUUCCGGUGUUCCAAACCGGAAAAAUUCCUGGUACCGUUCUGAAACUAUCAUGUUUCAUUUAGAAUGCAUUUUUUUCUCAUCUUGAAUCGGUCCCAUAUCGAUAUCCACCGGGAUGGGACUAGGACAACUAGAUAGUACUAGUAUAAAAUACAAUGUCACAUCCCGGUGUGACGUUUGAAAUUAGUAGGUUAUUUUAAAUUUUUAAUGCUAUAUAAUAGUCAAGCCCAAUUAAAAGUUUAUAUCCUAGUGUACGCAGUUUUAUUUUAUUUCAUGUCUCUCUUAGUCUCUUAUCUUGUUUUAA